This is a messenger RNA of Condylostylus longicornis, 1548 nucleotides long. RefSeq names its product IST1 homolog (gene Ist1). Gene Ontology annotation, biological process: protein transport. The record is from RefSeq and is a predicted model, not a curated record. The transcript has 10 exons. Bases 116 to 1339 code for a protein of 407 amino acids. Lineage: Eukaryota; Metazoa; Arthropoda; Insecta; Diptera; Dolichopodidae.
UCAAAACUUUCAGUGAGUAAUAACAUUAAAAAAAAUUGGUGACUAAGACUGGCUUUUGAUUUGAGACAUACUUAAGUUCAAUAAUUAAAUUAUUAAAAAAUAAGGAAAUUUUAAAAUGUUUUCGAGUGGUCCUAAUUAUACAAAAUUAAAAACUCAUUUAAGAUUGGCGGUCAACAGGCUAAAGCUCCUUGAAAAAAAAAAGGCUGAAUUAACUCAAAAAGCACGUAAGGAAAUCGCAGAUUCCAUUGCUUCAAAUAAGGUUGAAAGAGCUAAAAUUAGAGUUGAACAUAUUAUUCGAGAAGAUUAUCUAAUUGAGGCAAUGGAAAUCGUUGAAAUGUACUGUGAUUUGUUGCUAGCCCGUUUUGGACUUAUAACUCAAAUGAAGGAGUUGGAUGAUGGAAUUGCAGAAGCAGUAUCAAGUUUAGUAUGGGUUUGUCCGCGUUUGCAAUCUGAUGUGUCAGAAUUAAAAGUUAUAUCUGAUAUUUUCAUUAAUAAGUAUGGGAAAGACUUCGCAGAACAUUCUCGUACUGCCACUGGAAAUCAUAGGGUUUCAGAAAAAUUGAUGUCAAAACUUGCUAUACAAGCUCCCCCGAAGUUAUUGGUCGAAAAGUAUCUUAUAGAAAUUGCUAAUAAUUAUUCUGUGGAAUAUGAACCCGAUCCAGAAGUUAUGAAAGAAGAUCUAAGACCAAUUGGGUUGGAUAAUUUCUUAAUUGAUUUAUCUGAUAAAAAUAAUUUGGGAGGCGGACCACAGCCUCCACAAAUGGGCUUUAUUGGGUAUCCUCAACCGCCACAAUUGCCGAAUCUACCUGAGCCACCAAAUAUGAAACCUUUUAAUUAUCCUGGAUUUGGGAACGGAGGUGGUGGUGGUAAUGGAAAUACAGUUCCAAAUGCGCCGUUUGCUUACAAUAUACCACCUAACGUCACAGUUCCAGAAAACCCUCAGGAGAAUGUACCAGAAAAAAAGGAUUUGAAUAUUAAUACAAAAUUUAUAAAUGAAGAAACAAAUAAAAUAUCUAAUUGUGGAUCAGGAAGUCCAGAUGAUAAUCAGAAUGUUAAUUUUUCUAAUGCUGAUCCUCCACGAUAUUCUUUAGUUGUAAUUAAUGAUAAUUUACAGUCGUCAGAACAAAACAAACCGAAACCGCAACCACGUACUAAAUUUACAACAGAUGAUUCACCAAGUAUUUAUCCAACAGCACCUUCUAUUUCACCAAGUUCGAGUAUUCUAAAUUUACCAAAUGUGCCCUUAGGCUUACCAGAAGCUCCAUCAGUAAAGGAUGACGAUGAAAUAGAUUUUGAUGACUUGACAAGGCGUUUCGAAGAAUUAAAGAAGAAAAAAUAAAAGUUGCAAAUUUACAUUCUUCUUUUUUUUUUAUUUUAGUCAAUAAAAUAUGGUUAUAUUGAAAUAUAUGCAUGUACAUAAGUAUGUAUUAAAAAGUAUUUUCCUCUAUUAAAAUUUUUGAAUUUGAAAAGAUUUGUACCUAGUGCAUAUACCUUAUAUGUAAACAAUAAUUUAUGUUAUUUGAAUUAAAAUAUAUUAUGCAUAACAAA